AUGACCACUUCGAAAAAAGACAUAAAAAAGACACAGAGUGCAGGUAUGUACGAAAAGGCGAAACGUCUGCACCAGCAGGUUUCACACCUUACAGAAAAGCAUCAGAGGCGGCAAGCUCAAUGGUUGGAAGUUCAGGACCAUAUUCUCCAACACAAAGCUUUCACCGAAGAGCACGUCGUUGACAUGGGCGACAAAAUUUGUUACUGUAAAUUCAAAGAACCUAAACUAGCUUCAGUCUCUCUAGAAGCGAAAGAUGGAAGUAUCACUGGCAGUAUAAAAACUGAAAAUGUUCAAGCUGCAAAAUUAGAAGAACAAGCUAAAGUAAAUACAACCAACGGUAGUAAGAAGCCAGAAAAGGAGAAAUCAGAAUUUUCUCCAUUUUCAUCCACUUCUGGAGACCACAGUUCUGUAAGGACCAGUGCUGGAAAACCACACACACAGUCAGUUACAGCCUCUGUUCAUUCAUCUGAUUUCAACUCAGAGGAGACAGGUGACAUUAAACUAACAUCAGUAAGUCUCACACAAAGUUCUACGGCUAAACACAGCCAGGAAAUUCCCACACAGGGAACAUCGUGGCUCAUCCAAAAACUAUCAAGGCGUCCACCUAAGGGAGAAGUACAGGUAGCUCCAGGUCCAUCAGGAAACAGUCACGAAUAUCCAAUUCAUGUAGAAGGUACAGGAAGUGUUCCUCAUCAGAACAAACAAACUCCAGCAACUGGACAUGACGGUACUUCCUCUGCCUUACAAGCAUCUUCCUUAACUACAGGAAGGGCACCAAGUCAGAAUGCACAGAGUUCGACGAAUGCACAUGCUGAAACUUCCUCUGCAGUACCCUCAUCUGCCUCGACUUAUGGUAAUGUACCAAGCCAGAUUGCACAAAGUUUGGUAAAUGCACAUGUUCCAACAUUCUCUGCAACACCACCAUCACCCUGGACUACAGGAGGUGUAACAAGUCAGAAUGCCUACAGUUUGGCAAAUGCACAUGCUGAAACUUCUUCUGCAAUACCACAAUUUUCCUGGAUUACAGGAGGUGUAUCUGAUCAGAAAGAACGUAGUUCCACAAAUGCACAAGCUGAAGCUACUUAUGCUCCACUACAGUCCCCAUGGACUACCGGAAGUGUACCAAGUCAGAAUGCACACACAUCAGCAAGUGCACAAGCUGAAACAUCUGUGACAAUACCACCAUCUCCCUGGCCUACAGGAAGUGUACAAAGUCAGAACGCACAGACAAUGGCAAAUGCACAACCUGAAACAUCCUCUGCAAUAACACAAUCCCCACGUACUACAGGAGGUCUACAAAGUGAGAAGGCAUACAGUUCAGCAAAUGCACAUGCUGAAACUUUCUUUGCAGUACUACCACCAUCCAUGACAACAGGAGGAGUAACAGGUCAGAAUGCAAACAUUGUAGCCAAUGCAAAUGCAGAAACCUCACUUGCAAUACCAGCAUCUUCCACAACAACAGGAAGUGUACUAAGUCAGAAUACACACAAUUCAGCAAAUGCACAUGUUGAAACAUUCUCAGUGUUACAACCAUUUUCCUGGACAACAGGAAGUGUACCAACUCAGAAUGCCUACACUCUGGCAAAUGCACAAGCUGGUACUUCUUCUGCACUACCAUCAUCUCCCUUAACUGCAAGCAGUGUAACAAGUCAGAACACACACACUUCAACAAAUGCACAUUCUGAAAUUUCCUCGCCAUUGUCACCAUCUCCCUGGACUGCAGGAAGUGUACGUAAUCAGAAAACACAGAGUUCAGCAAAGGCACAUGCUGAAACUUCCUUUACAUUACAACCACCUUCGAAUACAGGAAGUGUAGCAGGUCAUAAAACACACAGUGCAGCAAAUGCACAGUCUGAUACUUACUCUGCAACACCACAAUCUUCCUUGACUACAAGUAGUGUAACGAGUAAGAAAGCACACACUUCAACGUAUACACAUGCUGAAUCUUUGUCUGCAAUACCACCAUCACCCAUGACAACAGGAGGUGUAGUGAGUCAGACUGCACACAGUUCGGCAAAUGCACAAACUAUAACUUUCCCUGCAAUUACUAUAUCGCCUUGGACUACUGGAAGUAUACCAAACCCCAUUGCGCAAAGUGUGGCAGAUUCACAAGCUGAAAUUUUCUCUGCAGUGCCACCAUAUCCCUUGACCUCAAGUAGUGCACCAAGUCAGAAACCACACACUUCAGCAAAAUCACAUCCUGGAACUUCGUCUGCAAUACCAUCACCCAUGACAGCAAGAGGGGUAACAAGUCAGAACCCAUACAAUUCGGCAAAUGCACAUGCUGAGAUUUCCUCUGCAGUACCAACAUCUCUCUGGACUGCUGCAAGGGUACCAGGUCAGAUUGCACACAGUCUAGCAAGUGCACAUGCAGAAACAAUAUCUGCAAUACCAACAUCUUCCUCGGCUACAGGAGGUGUACUAAGUCAGAAUACACACAGCCCAGCAAAUGUACAUGCAGAAACGUUUCCUGCCUUACAACCACCCCCUGUCAAAGUAGGAAGUGUGCCAAAUACCAAUGCACAGAGUUCGGCAAAUUCAUAUGCUAAAACUUUCUCUGUAGUACCAUCAUCCCUGUGGUCUACCGGAAAAGUAUCAAGUCAGAUGGCACAUAGUUCAGCAAAUGCAUUAGCUGCAGCUUCCUCCACAUUACCACUAUCACCCAAAACCACAGGAGGUGUACCCAGUCAGAAAGCACACAGUUUGGCAAAUGCAAAUGCUGAAUCACCCUCAGCAAUUCCAAUAUCUCCCUGGACAGCAGGAGGUGUACUAAGGCAGAAUGCACACAUUUCAGCAAACGCAUAUUCUGAAACUUCUGGUGCAGCAGCUCCAUCUCUCUGGAGUACAGGAAGUUUACCAAGUCAGAAUGUGCACAGUACGGCAAAUGCACAAGCUGAAACAUCCUCCAAAAUAGCACAAUCUCCUUGGACUACAAUGGAUGUACUAAGUCAGAAUACUCACAGUUCAGCAAGUGCACAUGCUGUAAUGCCCUCUGCAUUACGACCAUUAACGAUGAUUAAAGUAGGUGUACCAAGUAAGAACGCACACAGUUCUGCAAAUGCACAUGCAGAAACAUCCUCUACCUUACAACCAUCCCCUAUGACUAUCGGUAGCAUAACCAUUCCAGAUGAACAGAGUUCAGAGAACUCACAUGCUCAAACUGCCUCUGCAAUACCACCAUCCAUCUGGACUACAGGACUUUCACCAAGUCAGACAGCACACAAUUUGGCAAAUGCACAAGCUGGAACUUACUCUACAAUUCCACUAUCCCCCUUGACUACAGGAAGUACACCGAAACAAAUCACCCAAAAUUUGGCAAAUGCAUAUACUGAAACUUCCUCUGCAAUACCACCAUCUCCAUUGACUACAAGUAGCGUACCAAGCCAGGAAGCACAGACUUCAGCAGGAGCACAUGGUGGAACUUUAUCUGCAAUACCACCAUCACCUAUGACGACAGGAGGUGUGCCAAAUCAGAAUGCACACAAUUCGGCAAAUGCGCAUGCUGUAGCUUCGCCAUCAUCUCAAAUGACUACGAAAAGUGUAUCAAGUCAGAAUAACCACAAUUUAACAAAUGCAAAGGCUGCAACUUCCUCUACCUUACCAGCAUCUCCCAUGACUUUGGAAAGUGUACCACAUCAGAAUGGACAGAGUUCGGUAAAUGCAAAUGCUGAGACUUCGUCUCCAAUAUCAUCAUCUACCUGGAAAGCUGGAAGGUUAUCAGGUGUGACUGCACACAGUUCAGCAGAUGCACAUGGCACAUAUUCCUCUGCAGUACCUCCAUCUCCCUGGACUAUAGGAAAUGUACCACACAAGAUGGCUCACGGUUCUGCAGAUGCACAUGCAGCAACUCCCUCAGCAAAACCACAAUAUUCGUCGACUACAGGAAAUAAACCAAGUGAGAAUACACACAGCUCAGCAAAUACAAAUGCUGAAACUUCCUCUGCCUUACAGCAAACUACCAUGAAUAUAAAAAAUCCAACAAAUCACAAUGCAAAGAGUUCCACUAAUGCACAUUCUGAAACUUCCUCUGCAGAACCAACAUCGCCCUGGACUACAGGAGAUGUACCAAGUCACAACGCACACAUAACAGAAAAUGCACAAGCUGGAAGAACUUCUACAGUAGCACCACCUUCCUUGACUACAGGGAGUGAACCAACUACAAACACACACAGUUCAGCUAAAGCACAAGCUGAAAUUUCCCCUGCUUUACAAUCAUUGCCUUUGACUAUUGGAAGUGUACCAAUUGAGAACACAGCAAGUUUGGCAAAUGUGCAGGCUGAAACUUCCUCUGCAAUAUCACCAUCAUCGAUAAAUGCUGGAGAAAUACCAAGUAAGAAAGUAUACAGUUCAGCCAAUGUACGUGCUGAAACUUCCUCUGCAGUACCACCAUCACACUGGACUACAGGAAGUGUACUAAGUCAGAAGGCACACAGUUUAGCAAAUACAAAUUCCGAAACGACUGCUGCAAUAGCAGCAUCUACCUGGACUACAGUUAGUGUACCAAUUCAGAAUGCACAAAGUAUGGCAAAUGCACAUGCCGGAACAGCAUCAGCAAUACCAUCAUCAACCAUGGCUUCAGCUAUUGUACUAAGUAAGAAUGCAGACAGCUUGACAAACACAAAUGCUGAACGUUCGUCUGCAGUAACACCAUCUUCCACGACUGCAGGAACUGUACCAAAUUCGAUUUUACACACUUCAGCAAAUGCACAGGCUGAAACUUCCUCAUCUAUACAAUCAUCUCCAUUGACUAUAGGAAGUGUGACAAGGAAGAAUGCAGAGAGUGAGGCAAAUGCACAUGCUGAAAGUUCCUAUGAUGUACUAACAUCCCCCUGGACGACAGGAAUCGUACCAAGUCAACACGCUCAAAGUUCAGCAAAUGCACAGGCAGAACUGUAUCCCGUAAAACCAUUAACACUCUUAACUAUGGGAGAAGUACGAAGUCAAAAUUCUUACAGGUCCCCAAAUGCACAUGUUGAAGUAUCCGCGGCAAUACCACCAUCACCUAUGACUAAAGGAAAUGUACCAAGUCAAAAAGAACCCAAUUCAGCAAAAGCACAUGAUGAAACAUCAUCUGUUAAACCUUCAUUUUCCCAGAAUUCAGGUAGUUCAACUAAUACGAAAACACACAGUACGGCAAAUGCACAGGCUGAACCAUCCAUGACUAUCGGAGAAGUACCAAGUCAAAGUGCCUACAGUUCAGCCAAUGCACAUUCUGAAGCAUACUCUGCAAUAGCACACAGUUCAGUAGAAGCACAUGCUGAAUCGUCAGCAGUAAUUCCACCAUUUUCCUGGAGUACAGGCAGUGCACUUAGUGAGAAAACGAAAAGUAUGGCAAAUGCACAAACUGAAAUUUCCUCAGCAGUACCAACAUUACAAAGGACUGCAGGAAAUGUACUAAAUAAGAAGGCACACAGUACAGCAAAUUCACAUUCUGAAACAUCUGCUGCAACAGCACCAUCUACAUGGACUACCGGUACAGCACCAAGUCUGAAUACACACAGCAUUGGAAAUGUACAUUCUGGAACUGCCUCAGCAAUCCCCCCAUCAGCCAUUCUCUCAGGAGAUGUACCUAGUCAUAAUGCACACAUCUCAUCAACUGCACAUGCUGAAAGUGCUUCUGCAAUAGGACCACCUUCCUUAACUGCAGGGAAUUUACCAACUCCAAACAUACACAGUUCAGCUGAAGCACAUGCUGAAAUUUCCCCUGCAUUAAAACCAUCUCCUUUGUCUAUUGGAAGUGUACCAAGUCAGAAUACAGAGAGUCUGGCAAAUGCGCAGGCUGAAAUUUCCUCUACAAUACCACCACCAUCCAUUACUAUCGGACAAGUACCAAGUCAAAGUGCCUACAGUUCAGCCAAUGCACAGGCUGAAGCAUACUCUACAAUAGCCUCAUCACCAAUGACUACAGAAGGUAUACCAAGUCCAAAAGCACACAGUUCAGCAGAAGCACAUGCUGAAUCGUUUGCAGUAAUUCCACCACAUUUCUGGACUACAGGUAGUUCACCUAGUGAGAAAACGCACAGUAUGGCAAAUGUACAAACUGAAAUUUCCUCAGCAGUACCAACAUUACCCUGGACUACAGGAAGUGUACUAAAUGAGAAGGCACACAGUACAGCAAGUUCACAUUCUGAAACAUCUGCUGCAACAGCACUAUCUACAUGGACUACCAGUAGUGUUCACAGUCCGAAUGCACACAGCAUGGCAAAUGCACAUGCUGGAAUUGCCUCAGCAAUCCCCCCAUUAGCCAUUCUUUCAGGUGAUGUACCUAGUCAUAAUGGACACAGCUCAUCAACUGCACAUGCUGAAAGUGCUUCUGCAAUAGGACCACCUUCCUUAACUGCAGGGAAUUUACCAACUCCAAACAUACACAGUUCAGCUAAAGCACAUGCUGCAAUUUCCCCUGCUUUAAAACCAUCACCUUUGACUACUGGAAAUGUACCUAGUCUGAAAACAGAGAGCUUAGCAAAUGCACAGGCUGAAACAUCCUCUGCAAUACCAUCAUCAUCUAUGACUAUCGGAAAAGUACCAAGUCAAAGUGCCUACAGUUCAGCAGAUGCACAGGCUGAAGCAUACUCUGCAAUAGCACCAUCACCAAUGACUACAGGAGGUAUACCUAGUCCGAAAGCACACAGCUCAACAAGAGCACAUGCUGAAUCGUUGGCAGUAAUUACACCAUAUUUCUGGACUACAGGCAGUGCACCUAGUGAGAAAACGCACAUUAUGGCAAAUGCACAAACUGAAAUUUCCUCAGCAGUACCAACAUCACCCUGGACUACAGGAAGUGUACUAAAUGAGAAGACACACAGUACAGCAAAUUCACAUACUCAAACAUCUGCUGCAACUGCACCAUCAACAUGGACUACCAGUAGUCUACAAAGCCCGAAUGCACACAGCAUGGCACAUGCACAUGCUGGAAAUGCCUCAGCAAUCCCUCCAGCAUCCAUUGCUUCGGGAGAUGUACCUAGUCAUAAUGAACACAUCUCGUCAACUGCACAUGCUGAAAGUGCUUCUGCAGUGGGACCACCUUCCUUAACUAAAGGGAAUUUACAAACUCCAAACGUACACAGUUCAGCUAAAGCACAUGCUGAAAUUUCCCCUGCUUUAAAACCAUCUCCUUUGACUAUUGUAGGUGUAGCAAGUCAGAAUACAGGAAGCUUAGCAAAUGCACAGGCUGAAACUUCAUCUGCAUUACCAUUAUCAUCCACGACUAUCGGGAGGGUACCAGGUCAAGGUGCCUACAGUUCAGCCAAUGUACAUGCUGAAGCAUACCCUGCAAUAGCUCUGUCACCAAUGACUACAGAAGGUAUACCAAUUCCGAAAGCACACAGUUCAGCUGAAGCACAUGCUGAAUCGUUAGCAGUAAUUCCACCAUAUUUCUGGACUACAGGUAGUGCACCUAGUGAGAAAACAGACAUUAUGGCAAAUGUACAAACUGUAACUUCCUCAGCAGUACCAACAUUACCCUGGACUACAGGAAGUGUACUAAAUGAGAAGACACACAGUACAGCAAAUUCACAUUCUGAAACAUCUGCUGCAACUGCACCAUCUCCAUGGACUACUGGUAGUGUACAAAGUCUGAAUUCACACAGCAUGGCAAAUGCACAUGCUGGAACUGCCUCAGCAAUACCCCCAACAGCCAUUCUUUCAGGAGAUGUACCAAGUCCUAAUGCACACAGCUCAUCAAUUGCACAUGCUGAAAGUGCUUCUGCAAUAGUACCAUCUUACUUAACCAAAGGGAAUUUACCACCUCCAAACAUACACAGUUCAGCUAAAGCACAUGCCGAAAUUUCCCCUGUUUUAAAACCAUCAUCCUUGACUACUGGAAAUGUACCAAGUCAGAAAACAGAGGGCAUAGCAAAUUCACAGGCUGAAACAUCCUCUGCAAUACCAUCAUCAUCCAUGACGAUCGGAAAAGUACCAAGUCAAAGUGCCUACACUUCAGCAAAUGCUCAGGCUGAAGCAUAUUCUGCAAUAGCACCAUCAGAAAUGACUACAGGAGGUAUACCAAGUCCGAAAGCACACAGUUCAGCAGAAGCACAUGCUGAAUCGUUAGCAGUAAUUCCACCACAUUUCUGGACUACAAGUAGUGCACCUAGUGAGAAAUCGCACAGUAUGGCAAAUGCACAAACUGAAAUUUCCUCAGCAGUACCAACAUUACCCUGGACUACAGGAAGUGUACAAAAUGAGAAGGCACACAGUACAGCAAAUUCACAUUCUGAAACAUCUGCUGCAACAGCACCAUCUACAUGGACUACUGGUAGUGUACACAGUCUGAAUGCACACAGCAUGGCAAAUGCGCAUGCUGGAACUGCCUCAGCAAUCCCACCAUCAGCCAUUGUUUCAGGAGAUGUACCUAGUCAUAAUGCACACAGCUCAUCAACUGCACGAGCUGAAUCUGCUUCUGCAAUUGGACCGCCUUCCUUAACUAAAGCGAAUUUACCAGAUCAAAAUAUACAGAGUUCAGCUAAAGCACAUGCUUCAAUUUCCCCUGCUUUAAAACCAUCACCUUUGACUACUGGAAAUGUACCAAGUCAAAAAACAGAGAACUUAUCAAAUGCACAGGCUGAAACAUCCUCUGCAAUACCAUCAUCAUCCAUGACGAUCGGAAAAGUACCAAGUAAAAGUGCCUACAGUUCAGCCAAUGCACAGGCUGAAGCAUACUCUGCAAUAGCACCAUCACCAAUGACUACAGGUGGUAUACCAAGUCCGAAAGCACACAGUUCAGCUGAAGCACAUGCUGAAUCGUUAGCAGUAAUUCCACCAUAUUUCUGGACUACAGGUAGUGCACCUAGUGAGAAAACGCACAUUAUGGCAAAUGUACAAACUGUAACUUCCUCAGCAGUACCAACAUUACCCUGGACUACAGGAAGUGUACUAAAUGAGAAGACACACAGUACAGCAAAUUCACAUUCUGAAACAUCUGCUGCAACUGCACCAUCUCCCUGGACUACUGGUAGCGUACACAGUCCGAAUGAACACAGCAUGGCAAAUGCACAUGCUGGAAUUGCCUCAGCAAACCCCCCAUUAGCCAUUCAUUCAGGUGAUGUACCUAGUCAUAAUUCACACAGCUCAUCAACUGCACAUGCUGAAAGUGCUUCUGCAAUAGGACCACCUUCCUUAACUGCAGGGAAUUUACCAACUCCAAACGUACAGAGUUCAGCUAAAGGACAUGCUGAUAUUUCCCCUGCUUUAAAACCAUCACCUUUGACUACUGGAAAUGUACCAAGUCAGAAAACAGAGAACCUAGCAAAUGCACAGGCUGAAACAUCCUCUGCAAUACCAUCAUCAUCCAUGACUAUCGGAAAAGUACCAAGUCAAAGUGCCUUCAGUUCAGCCAAUGCACAGGCUGAAGCAUACUCUGCAAUAGCACCAUCACCAAUGACUACAGGUGGUAUACCAAGUCCGAAAGCACACAGUUCAGCUGAAGCACAUGCUGAAUCGUUAGCAGUAAUUCCACCAUAUUUCUGGACUACAGGUAGUGCACCUAGUGAGAAAACGCACAUUAUGGCAAAUGUACAAACUGUAACUUCCUCAGCAGUACCAACAUUACCCUGGACUACAGGAAGUGUACUAAAUGAGAAGACACACAGUACAGCAAAUUCACAUUCUGAAACAUCUGCUGCAACUGCACCAUCUCCAUGGACUACUGGUAGUGUACACAGUCUGAAUGCACACAGCAUGGCAAAUGCGCAUGCUGGAACUGCCUCAGCAAUCCCAUCAUCAGCCAUUCUUUCAGGAGAUGUACCAAGUCAUAAUUCACACAGCACAUCAACUGCACAUGCUGAAGGUGCUUCUGCAAUGGGACCACCUUCCUUAUCUGCAGGGAAUUUACCAACUCCAAACACACACAGUUCAGCUAAAGCACAUGCUUCAAUUUCCCCUGCUUUAAAACCAUCACCUUUGACUACUGGAAAUGUACCAAGUCAGAAAACAGAGAGCUUAGCAAAUGCACAGGCUGAAACAUCCUCUGCAAUACCAUUAUCAUCCAUGACGAUCAGAAAAGUACCAAGUCAAAGUGCCUACAGUUCAGCCAAUGCACAGGCUGAAGCAUACUCUGCAAUAGCACCAUCACCAAUGACUACAGGAGGUAUACCAAGUCCGAAAGCACACACUUCAGCAGAAGCACAUGCUGAAUCGUUAGCAGUAAUUCCACCAUAUUUCUGGACGACAGGUGGUACACCUAUUGAGAAAACGCACAGUAUGGCAAAUGCACAAACUCAAAUUUCCUCAGCAGUAUCAACAUUACCCUGGACUACAGGAAGUGUACUAAAUGAGAAGGUACACAGUACAGCAAAUUCACAUUCUGAAACAUCUGCUGCAACUGCACCAUCUCCAUGGACUACUGGUAGUGUACACAGUCUGAAUGCACACAGCAUGGCAAAUGCGCAUGCUGGAACUGCCUCAGCAAUCCCAUCAUCAGCCAUUCUUUCAGGCGAUGUACCAAGUCAUAAUUCACACGGCUCAUUAACUGCACAUGCUGAAGGUGCCUCUGCAAUGGGACCACCUUCCUUAACUGCAGGGGAUUUACCAACUCCAAACAUACACAGUUCAGCUAAAGCACAUGUUGCAACUUCCCCUGCUUUUAAACCAUCACCUUUGACUACUGGAAAUGUACCAAGUCAGAAAACAGAGAGCUUAGCAAAUGCACAGGCUGAAACAUCCUCUGCAAUACCAUCAUCAUCCAUGACGAUCAGAAAAGUACCAAGUCAAAGUGCCUACAGUUCAGCCAAUGCACAGGCUGAAGCAUACUCUGCAAUAGCACCAUCACCAAUGACUACAGGAGGUAUACCAAGUCCAAAAGCACACACUUCAGCAGAAGCACAUGCUGAAUCGUUAGCAGUAAUUCCACAAUAUUUCUGGACUACAGGUAGUGCACCUAGUGAGAAAACGCACAGUAUGGCAAAUACACAAGCUGAAAUUUCCUCAGCAGUACCAACAUUACCCUGGACUACAGGAAGUGUACUAAAUGAUAAGGCACACAGUGCAGCAAAUUCACAUUCUGAAACAUCUGCUGCAACUGCACCAUCUCCCUGGACUACUGGUAGUGUACACAGUCCGAAUGCACACAGCAUGGCAAAUGCACAUGCUGGAACUGCCUCAGCAAUCCCCUCAUCAGCCAUUCUUUCAGGAGAUGUACCAAGUCAUAAUUCACACAGCUCAUCAACUGCACAUGCUGAAGGUGCUUCUGCAGUGGGACCACCUUACUUAACUAAAUGGAAUUUGCCAACUCCAAACAUACACAGUUCAGCUAAAGCACAUGCUGAAAUUUCCACUGCUUUAAAACCAUCUCCUUUGACUACUGUCGGUGUAGCAAGUCAGAAUACAGAAAGCUUAGCAAAUGCACAGGCUGAAACUUCAUCUGCAUUACCAUCAUCAUCCAUGACUAUCGGGAGGGUACCAGGUCAAGGUGCCUACAGUUCAGCCAAUGUAGAAGCUGAAGCAUACCCUGCAAUAGCUCUAUCACCAAUGACUACAGAAGGUAUACCAAUUCCGAAAGCACACAGUUCAGCUGAAGCACAUGCUGAAUCAUUAGCAGUAAUUCCACCAUUUUUCUUGACUACAGGUGGUGCACCUAUUGAGAAAACGCACAGUAUGGCAAAUGCACAAACUCAAAUUUCCUCAGCAGUAUCAACAUUACCCUGGACUACAGGAAGUGUACUAAAUGAGAAGGCACACAGUACAGCAAAUUCACAUUCUGAAACAUCCGCUGCAACUGCAUCUCUCUGGACUACUGGUAGUGUACACAGUCCGAAUGCACACAGCAUGGCAAAUGCACAUGCUGGAACUGCCUCAGCAAUCCCUCCAUUAGCCUUUCUUUCAGGUGAUGUACCUAGUCAUAAUGCACACAGCUUAUCAACUGCACAUGCUGGAAGUGCUUCUGCAAUAGGACCACCUUCCUUAACUGCAGGGAAUUUACCAAUUCCAAACAUACACAGUUCAGAUAAAGCACAUGCUGAAAUUUCCCCUGCUUUAAAACCAUCAUCCUUGACUACUGGAAAUGUACCAAGUCAGAAAACAGAGGGCGUAGCAAAUUCACAGGCUGAAACACCCUCUGCAAUACCAUUAUCAUCCAUGACUAUCGGAAAAGUACCAAGUCAAAGUGCCUCUAGUUCAGAUAAUUCACAGGCUGAAGCAUAUUCUGCAAUAGGACCAUCACCAGUGACUACAGGAUGUAUACCUAGUCCGCAAGCACUCAGCUCAGCAGAAGCACAUGCUGAAUCGUUAGCAGUAAUUCCACCAUUUUCCUGGACUACAGGUAGUGCACCUAGUGAGAAAACGCACAGUAUGUCAACUGCACAUGCUGAAAUUUCCUCUGCAGUACCAACAUUACCCUGGACUACAGGAAGUGUACUAAGUGGGAUGGCGCACAGUACACCAAAUUCACAUUCUGAAACAUCUGCUGUAACAGCCACAUCUCCAUGGACUACCGGUAGUGAACCUAGUCUGAAUAUACACAUCAUGGAAAAUGCACAUGCUGCAACUGCGUCAGCAAUCCCACCAUCAGCCAUACUUUCAAGAGAUGUACCUAGUCAUGAUGUACACAGCUCAUCAACUGCGGACACUGAGAGCACUUCUGCAAUUGGACCACCUUAUUUAACUACAGGGAGUUUACCAAAUCCAAAUAUACACAAUUCGGCUAAAGCACAUGCUGAAAUAUCCCCUUCUUUUAAACCAUCUCCUUUGACUGCUGGAAGUGUACCAAGUCAGAAUACAGAGCGUUUGGUAAAUGCACAGGCUGAAACGUCCUAUGCAAUACCAUCAUCAUCCAUGACUAUUGGAGUAAUACCAAGCCAAAGUGCCUACAGCUCGGCAAAUGCACAUGCUGAAGCAUACUCUGCAAUAGCACGAUCACCAAUGGCUACAGGUGGUAUACCAAGUCCGAAAGCACACAGUUCAGCAGAUGCACAUGCUGAAUCUUUAGCAGUAAUUCCACCGUUUUUCUGGAGUACAGGUAGUGUACCUAACGAGAAAACGCACAGUUUUGCACUUGCACAUGUUGAAACAGUCUCCACAAUACCACCAUCAGUCUUGACUUCAGGAGGUGUACCCAAUCAGAACAUACACAGCUCACCAAAUGCACCUGCUGAAACUGCUUCUACAGUAGCACUGCCUUUCUUGAACAUAGGAAGUGUACCCUUUCCAAAUACACACAGUUUAACUAAAGCACAUGCUGAAAAUUCCCUUGCUUUACAACCAUCUCCUUUGACUAUAGGAAGUGUAUCAAAUCUGAACACAGAGAGUUUGGCAAAAGCGCAUGCUGAAACUUUCUCUGCAGUAUCGUCUCCCUGGACUACAGGAGGAAUACCAAGUAACAAUGCUCAAAGCUCAGGAAAUACGCGGGCUGAAACUUACCCUGCAGUACUACCAUCAUCCAUGACUAUGGUGGAAGUACCAAGAAAUAAUGCAUACACCCCAGCAAAUGCACAGGCUGGAACUUCCUCUUCAGUAUCACCAUCACCCUUGACCUUGGAAGAAGUACCAGCUCAGAAUGCAUACAGCUCGGCAAAUGCACAUGCUGCAACUUCCUCUGCAGUACCACCAUCACCUUGGACCACUGGAAAUGUACCAAGUCAGAAGGCACACAGCUCAGCAAGUUCUCAUUCUGAAACAUCUGCUGCUUUGGCGCCAUCUUCGUGGACUGCAAGCAUUGUACCAAUUGAGACUGGACACACUACGGCAAACGCACAUGCUGCAGCAGUCUCAGUAAUACCACUAUCAAUCAUGACUUCAGGAGGUGUACCCAGUCAGAAUACAAAGAGCACAGCAAAUCCACAUUCUGAAAGUGCUUCUACAGUAGCACCGCCUUCCUUGACUACAGGGAGUGUACCCACUCCAAAUACCCACAGUUCAGCCGAAGCACAUGUUGAAAUUUCCCCUGCUUUGCAGCCAUCUGCUUUGACUAUAGGAAGUGUACCAAAUCAGAAUACAGAGAGUUUGGCAAAUGCGCAUGCUGAAACUUUCUCUGCAAUAUCAUCACCCUGGACUACAGGAGGAAUACCAAGUAACAAUGCUCAAAGCUCAGGAAAUACGAGGGCUGAAACUUACCCUGCAGUACUACCAUCAUCCAUGACUAUGGUGGAAGUACCAAGAAAUAAUGCAUACACCCCAGCAAAUGCACAAGCUGGAACUUCCUCUUCAGUAUCACCAUCACCCUUGACCUUGGAAGAAGUACCAGCUCAGAAUGCAUACAGCUCGGCAAAUGCACAUGCUGCAACUUCCUCUGCAGUACCACCAUCACCUUGGACCACUGGAAAUGUACCAAGUCAGAAGGCACACAGCUCAGCAAGUUCUCAUUCUGAAACAUCAACUGCUUUGGCACCAUCUUCGUGGACUACAAGCAUUGUACCAAUUGAGACGGGACAUACUACGGCAAACGCACAUGCUGCAGCAGUCUCAGUAAUACCACUAUCAAUCAUGACUUCAGGAGGUGCACCCAGUCAGAAUACAAAGAGCUCAGCAAAUCCACAUUCUGAAAGUGCUUCUACAGUAGCACCGCCUUCCUUGACUACAGGAAGUGCACCCACUCCAAAUACCCACAAUUCAGCUGAAGCACAUGUUGAAAUUUCCCCUGCUUUACAACCAUCUGCUUUGACUAUAGGAAGUGUACCAAAUCAGAAUACAGAGAGUUUGGCAAAUGCGCAUGCUGAAACUUUCUCUGCAAUAUCAUCACCCUGGACUACAGGAAGAAUACCAAGUAACAAUGCUCAAAGCUCAGGAAAUACGCGGGCUGAAACUUACCCUGCAGUACUACCAUCAUCCAUGACUAUGGUGGAAGUACCAAUAAAUAAUGCAUACUCCCCAGCAAAUGCACAAGCUGGAACUACCUCUUCAGUAUCACCAUCACCCUUGACCUUGGAAGAAGUACCAGCUCAGAAUGCAUACAGCUCGGCAAAUGCACAUGCUGCAACUUCCUCUGCAGUACCACCAUCACCUUGGACUACUGGAAAUAUACCAAGUCAGAAGGCACACAGCUCAGCAAGUGCUCAUUCUGAAACAUCUGCUGCUUUGGCGCCAUCUUCGUGGACUGCAAGCAGUGUACCAAUUGAGACUGGACCCACUAUGGCAACCGCACAUGCUGCAACAGCCUCAGUAAUACCACCAUCAAUCAUGACUUCAGGAGGAGUACCCAGUCAGAACACAGAGAGCUCAGCAAAUGCACAUGAGGAAAGUGUUUCUAUAGUAGCACCACCUUCCUUGACUACAGGGAGUGUAUCCACUCCAAAUACCUACAGUUCAGCUAAAGCACAUGCAGAAAUUUCGCCUGCUUUACAACCAUCUCCUUUGACUAUAGGAAGUGUACCAAAUCAGAAUACAGAGAGUUUGGCGUAUGCGCAUGCUGAAACUUUCUCUGCAAUACCAUCAUCUCUCUGGACAACAGGAAAUAUAUCAAAUCAGAUCGUUGAAAAUACGGCAAAUGUACAUGCAGAAGCUUCCUCUGCAGUACCACCAUCUACUUGGAUUACAGGAAGUGUUCCACAUCAAAGAACACAAAGUUCCGCUGUUGCACAUGCUGCAACUUCUCCUGCAACACGACAAUCUUCGUCGAUGGCAGAAAGUGUACCAAUUAGGGAUACACAGAGUUCAGUAAAUGCACAUGCUGCAAUUUCCCUUGCACUACCGUCUUCUCCAUGGGCGACAGGAACUGUGCCAAGUCAGAAUGCACACAGUAUGGCAAAUGCAAAUGCUGAAACUUCCCUUGCAAUACCAACAUUUCCCUGGACUACAGGGACUAUACGUAGUCAGAAUGAAAAGAUUUCGGGAAUAUCAAAUGCUGAAUCUUUCUCUGGCAUACAACCAUCACACUGGACUAGAGGUAGUGUACCAAGUCAGAACACACACACUUCAGCAAAAGCACAUGUGGAAACUUCCUCUGGAAUUGCACCAUCUUCGUUGUGUACAGGAAGUGUACCAGGUCGGAACAAAGGCACCCAUGAUGAAACUUUCUCUGCAAUAGGAGUUUCUCCUUGGGCUGCAGCAAUUGUACCAAUUCAGAGCACACACAGUGUGGCAAACGCACAUGCUGUAGCUCCUUCUCCAAUACCACCAUCUCCCUGGGCAACAGGAAGUGUACCAAGUAUCAAUGCACUCAGUUCGGCAAAUGCACCUGCUGAUAGUUCCUCAGCAGCACCGCCAUCUUCCUUGAGUAAAAUUAAUGUACCAAGUCAAUUUGGACACAUCUUAUCAAAUGCACAUGCUGAAACCUCCUCUGCACUACCACCAUUUCUCUGGACUACUGAAAACGCACCAAGUCAUAAGACUCACACUUCGGCAUAUGCACAUGCUGAAACAUACUCUGCAGUGGCACCACCACCGUGGACCUCUAGAACUGAAUCAAGUCAGAAUAUAAACUCUUUAGCAAAUACACAUGCCGAAACGUCUUUUGCAGUAAUACCAUACCCCUUGACUACAGGAAGUGCACCAAGUCAGAACACACACAGUUUGGCAAAUGCACAUGCUGUAGCUCCUUCUCCAAUACCACCAUCUCCCUGGGCAACAGGAAGUGUACCAAGUAUCAAUGCACUCAGUUCGGCAAAUGCACCUGCUGAUAGUUCCUCAGCAGCACCGCCAUCUUCCUUGAGUAAAAUUAAUGUACCAAGUCAAUUUGGACACAUCUUAUCAAAUGCACAUGCUGAAACCUCCUCUGCACUACCACCAUUUCUCUGGACUACUGAAAACGCACCAAGUCAUAAGACUCACACUUCGGCAUAUGCACAUGCUGAAACAUACUCUGCAGUGGCACCACCACCGUGGACCUCUAGAACUGAAUCAAGUCAGAAUAUAAACUCUUUAGCAAAUACACAUGCCGAAACGUCUUUUGCAGUAAUACCAUACCCCUUGACUACAGGAAGUGCACCAAGUCAGAACACACACAGUUUGGCAAAUGCACAUGCUGUAGCUCCUUCUCCAAUACCACCAUCUCCCUGGGCAACAGGAAGUGUACCAAGUAUCAAUGCACUCAGUUCGGCAAAUGCACCUGCUGAUAGUUCCUCAGCAGCACCGCCAUCUUCCUUGAGUAAAAUUAAUGUACCAAGUCAAUUUGGACACAUCUUAUCAAAUGCACAUGCUGAAACCUCCUCUGCACUACCACCAUUUCUCUGGACUACUGAAAACGCACCAAGUCAUAAGACUCACACUUCGGCAUAUGCACAUGCUGAAACAUACUCUGCAGUGGCACCACCACCGUGGACCUCUAGAACUGAAUCAAGUCAGAAUAUAAACUCUUUAGCAAAUACACAUGCCGAAACGUCUUUUGCAGUAAUACCAUACCCCUUGACUACAGGAAGUGCACCAAGUCAGAACACACACAGUUUGGCAAAUGCACAUGCUGUAGCUUCCUCUGCUUUACCACCAUCUCCCUGGACUACAUUAAGUGUAUCGAUUCAAAACGCCCACAGUUUGGGAAAGGGUCAUUCUGACACGUCCUCUGCAAUAUCAUCAUCUCCCUUGACUACAGGCAGUGUACCAAGUCAGAAUGCACUUAGUGCAGUGAAUACAGAUGCUGAAGUUUCCUCUGCAUUACAACCGUUUCCCUUGAGUACAGGUAGUGUACCAAGUCAAUACAUACACAGUUUAGCAAAUGCACAUGCUGAAACAGAUACUACAAGUAGCUUCAGUUACGGUGGUUCUGGUGGAGUUACGGUUGGUGGCGCUUUAUCACAAAAGGAAGUGUCCUUCGUGCGACAUAAUUUUGGUAUUAUAAACAAAUUACUAAGGUUAUUUUCUCAACAGUGUCCCAUAGCUUUAAAUUCUUUGAAGGAAGUUAGCCUAUAG
Messenger RNA from Schistocerca americana (American grasshopper), 17772 nucleotides. RefSeq names its product mucin-12-like. NCBI's taxonomy places the organism in Eukaryota, Metazoa, Arthropoda, Insecta, Orthoptera, Acrididae. Bases 1 to 17772 code for a protein of 5923 amino acids. The record is from RefSeq and is a predicted model, not a curated record. The transcript has a single exon.